Molecule: messenger RNA, 1793 nt
Organism: Engraulis encrasicolus (European anchovy)
Lineage: Eukaryota; Metazoa; Chordata; Actinopteri; Clupeiformes; Engraulidae
Product: solute carrier family 2, facilitated glucose transporter member 11-like
Exons: 13
Coding region: 63-1751 (562 amino acids)
Biological process (GO): monosaccharide transmembrane transport
Cellular component (GO): plasma membrane
Molecular function (GO): hexose transmembrane transporter activity
Source: RefSeq, a predicted model, not a curated record
CUUGUCCCUCCAGGCAUUUGUUUAGAGGAAGCAGUUUAUAAGGAGUUUCUUCUGAAAUCAACAUGACAGCCAACAAAAGACAAACACUGUCACAGGUCUUCGGCAUGGCUUUUGCCCUCGCCCAACUGCUGAAAUGUCCUCUCCUCACUGCGGCCAUUUUCAUUGUGGGCAUCGGUGGCUCUUUCCAGUACGGCCUCCAAAUAUCCAUUCUCACCUCCCCAUCCAUUUUCAUUAAAGAGCUGAUCAACGUCACCUGUACUGAGCGAUACGGCCUCAACCUGCCGCCAUGGCAACUGUCAAUCAUCUGGUCCUUUGUGGUGUCCAUCUACUGCAUCGGAGGCCUGAUAGGCUCGCUCAGCGCUGGACGACUGGCGGACAAGUACGGCAGGAAGAGAUGCCUGCUGUUGAACAACCUGGUAGCCAUUGCAGGGGCCGUUCUGAUGGCGCUGAGCAAAACAGCCAUGUCCUUCGAGAUGAUCAUGGCCGGAAGGUUUAUCUACGGCCUCAACGCAGGUGUAGCGCUGGUAGGUCACUGUCUCUACCUGCCUGAGUGCGCCCCCAAGAGACUUCGCGGGAUGGUGGGGUUCACCAUGGUAACCUAUGUAUCCUUUGGGAAGUUCAUUGGCCAGCUCCUGGGCAUCAGUGAGCUACUGGGUACAGAGAAGCUUUGGCCAUUGUUAUUGGCUACGGGCGGUGUGGCGGGGCUGCUGCAGCUGAUGACGCUACCUCUCCUGCCAGAGUCGCCCCGAUACCUGCUCUUCGUUAAAGGGGACGCACAAGCCAGUGAACAGGCCAUGCAGCGUUUGUGGGGUGGUGGUAUGGACCACAGUGGGGAGCUGUCGGACAUGCGUGCAGAGGCGGCGGCCUUGAAGGGGGUGCUGAGAAGAGGGGUCCUGGAUCUCUUCAGAGACCGCUCGCUACGCUGGCAACUCCUCACCGUCAUAUGCCUCAUCACAUGCUUACAGUUCUGUGGGAUCAACGCCGUGUAUCUGUACUCGUUCGCUGUUUUCAGAGAGUCCGGUGUUCCUCCACAUCAGCUGCGCUACGCAUCUUUGGGCACGGGCCUGUGUGAGCUCACCACUGGCGUCCUUUCGGCAAUGAUAAUUGAGCGUACAGGCAAGAAGGUGCUUCUGCUACGAGGAUACUUCGGGAUGGCCACAACCCUGGCAGUACUCACUGUUACUCUAUACCUUCAGACCAUCUUGUGGUGGAUGUCCUACUGCAGUAUGAUCCUCGUCUUUCUCUUCAUCAUCUUCUUCGCCAGUGGACCAGCCGGCAUCACCGCGCCCCUUGCUGGUGAGGUCUUCAAUCACUCCUUCAAGGCAGCUGGCUUCACCAUCAGCACCUGUAUCAACUGGACAUGCCUCUUCCUCAUCGCCAUGCUAUUCCCUCUCGUAGUGAAGCACACAGACUACCUGUGUUUCCUGUUCUUCCUGUGUUUCUCUCUGGCCACCGGCCUCUUCGUGCACUUCAACGUUCCGGAGACCCGGAACCUGACUGCCCUGGAGAUCGCCGAAGCGUACCGGAAGAUGCACAGCAAACAAAGACCCCACCCAGAGGACAACAGCCACACACCCGCCCCAGAGGACAACAGCCACAGACCUGCCACAGAACAGGACAACAAUCACAUACCUGUUUCAGAGGACAACAACACGCCAGCAUCAGUGGACAAACAUAUUCAUGUGGCGUGGAUCAAAACAGAACUGGUGCACUUGGGCAAAAAUCAGUUUGUCCACGCCACCAGACUCUGACGGCCUGACAGCGUGUAACUGAAUUCUAUACGACAGCAGAAA